This is a messenger RNA of Aspergillus puulaauensis, 1218 nucleotides long. It is a transcript of the gene DIM1, whose product is annotated as dimethyladenosine transferase. Gene Ontology annotation, cellular component: mitochondrial matrix. Lineage: Eukaryota; Fungi; Ascomycota; Eurotiomycetes; Eurotiales; Aspergillaceae. The transcript has 2 exons. The record is from RefSeq and is a predicted model, not a curated record. Gene Ontology annotation, biological process: rRNA methylation. Bases 1 to 1218 code for a protein of 405 amino acids. Gene Ontology annotation, molecular function: rRNA (adenine-N6,N6-)-dimethyltransferase activity.
AUGGGCAAAGCCGAGCGAAAGAAGGGCGCCAGGGCCUCUGCAUCUCCAUACCAAAAACCCUCCAAGGGCGGCCAGGGCGCAGCAGGCAAAGCGGGCGCGGCCCUCUUCAAAUUCAACACCGACAUCGGUCAACACAUUCUGAAAAAUGGAGCGAUCGCAGACAACAUCGUCGACAAGGCGAAUGUGCAGCCAACCCAGACCGUGCUGGAAGUCGGUCCCGGUCCGGGUGUCCUGACGAGCCGGAUUCUGGAGAAGGCGAAGAACGUCAUUGCGGUGGAAUUGGAUCCCCGCAUGGCGGCCGAAUUGACGAAGAAGGUGCAGGGGACGCCGCAGGAGAAGAAGCUGCAGAUUGUGCUGGGCGAUUUCAUCAAGACGGAUUUGUCCAAGCUGCCGCAGUUCCAGGUCGUCAUCAGUAACACUCCUUAUCAAAUCUCCUCACCCCUCAUCUUCAAACUCCUCUCCAUGCCUAAUCCACCAAAGACGGCUGUUCUGAUGGUUCAACGCGAAUUUGCCCUCCGUCUGAUCGCCCGCCCCGGCGACCCCCUCUACUCCCGUCUCUCCGUCAACGUCCAGUUCUUCUCGCGCGUCUCGCACGUCAUGAAAGUCGGCCGUAAUAACUUCCGUCCCCCACCUCAAGUCGAGUCCAGCGUUGUUCGUAUAGAGCCCAAACCCGGCCGCCCCGAAAUCAGCUGGGAUGAGUGGGACGGUAUGCUUCGCAUCUGCUUCGUGCGCAAGAACAAGACUCUCCGCGCGGGGUUCAUGGCCACCAAGAUUCGCGCCAUGAUUGAGCGGAACUGGAUAACAUGGGCUUCUAUGAGUCCGGAAAAGGUUGCGCAGGGCGAUAUUGAUCUUCUUACGGGGAAGACGCCAUUCCCUGAGAAGUUCAGUGCGAAGGAGGCCGAUGGGGAUAUGGAUAUGGAUAUGGAUGGGGCUGAGGAUGACGCCGCGGGACCCAUCGUUGACGAAGACGACGUGGAUAUUUUUAUGGGCGAGCCGCAGAACAACAACAAAGGCGUGUCGGUUGCGCAGACGGGGCCCAUUAUCACGGUUGCGUCGCAUCAAGUUCCCCGGACUAUGGUUACGCGGUUGAUUCAGACUAAGAUCGAGCGGAUCCUAGAACAGGCUGGGCUGGCCAGUGCGCGUGGGAAUAAAUGUGACGAGAACGAUUUCCUCCGUCUUCUUGAUUCUUGCAAUUCCGAAGGCAUUCACUUUUCAUAA